AUGGGUUGUGCACUUACUGGUUUCGCAGCAGGAAAUGGUAAAACUGAAACAACUAAAAAUUGGGCAAAUGCUUUGGCUAAAGUAUGAUGUGGGUUCAAUUUCAGUUCAGAAUUGAAUUAUUAAUCUAUAGGUAAAUAUCUACAAAGGACUUGCAAGUUCUGGAUGUUGGGGCUGUUUUGAUGAAUUUUAAUUGUUUAACACCAGAAGUUUUAUCAGUCUGNAAUAUUUAAUUGAAUAAAUAUGUGAAAUUUUUUGAGAAGAAUGUUUAAGAAUGGAAUAACAAUUAGGAGCAAUUAAUGACGCUAUUUAAAUAUUACCAGAAGUACAAAAGACAUGGUCUUUUUUGGAAAACUUAUUAAUUCAAUCAGAAGAAGUCAAGAAAUAAUUACCAAAAGAAUCAGAAUUAAUUAGUUGAAAUUUAUAGGAAUAUGAAAGGGAAUCUGAUUAUUAAAUUAAGAUUAUCUAGAAGUUCUUUACCUAACCAAAUAUUUUGA
Paramecium octaurelia is the source of this 494-nucleotide messenger RNA. Lineage: Eukaryota; Ciliophora; Oligohymenophorea; Peniculida; Parameciidae. The record is from the annotation of a GenBank genome assembly.